This is a messenger RNA of Apis laboriosa (Himalayan honeybee), 4694 nucleotides long. RefSeq names its product ets DNA-binding protein pokkuri (gene aop). Gene Ontology annotation, molecular function: sequence-specific DNA binding; DNA-binding transcription factor activity, RNA polymerase II-specific. The transcript has 5 exons. Lineage: Eukaryota; Metazoa; Arthropoda; Insecta; Hymenoptera; Apidae. The coding region runs from base 788 to 2194 and encodes 468 amino acids. Gene Ontology annotation, biological process: cell differentiation; regulation of transcription by RNA polymerase II. The record is from RefSeq and is a predicted model, not a curated record. Gene Ontology annotation, cellular component: nucleus.
GAUCGCGACUCGCGGCUCAGUCGCUCGCUAGCUACGAGAUUGAAUUGAUUAAUUUUAUCGUGUGUACAUCACUUUCAGACACUCGCGAGACGAAUCAAAUCGUGUCCAAGGUGAAAAGAGACUCGUUUUGUAUUUCGCAUCCUUCUUGAAUUUGUCUAACUGCUUCCUUGUAAACCUCCGAUAACCUUAAAAAGACUCGAUGAGUAAGAGACGAACAAGAGUGUGAGAGGGAGGGAGAGUGAUUCGAGUGUGCCGACUGUGAUACACUUAGCCGCGUAGAUAGCUGCUCUGUGAUAUACGCGUACACACAUGGAUAUUUCGAUACCUCUGGACUUUUCUCGUAUGGACACGAAAAGCUGUUAAUAGAGAUAUUCGAGCUUUUAAUAUUGUUAAUUGCGGAUCCUACUUAUGUGCAAAGAUAAAUGGAAAAUUCAUCGAAGAUAUUGGAUAUGGAUAUAUAAAUAAAUACGUACAAGAUAGUACAAACUUCUUGUACGUAAAAAGAAGACGGCGAUAAGAGGGACACAGAGAGGGACAGAGAGAGAUAGAGAAGAGUAGCGGAAGAAAAGAUACACGUGCGCGUGGUCGGUGUCUCGAGGAUACCUGUGGAUGCCAGGCUGGAGUUGCGACGUAUUAGGAUGCGGAUUUCUGUCCGAUGACCGCCGAGGAGAUUCAUUUCGAUUCACUAACCGAUCUCCAGCAUUGAUAUUACGCCGCAUCAGACGAUUUAUCAGCUAAGCUACAACUGAGAGAAGAAAGAGCAGAAAGCAUACGCACAGAACGUGUUAUGAAAUUGUUGCCGUCGAUUCAACUACCGCAAUUACCGCCGGUUUCGGCCGGGGGUGGAAUGACGGGAAUGGACUCUCGGCUACCACCCGGUAUAUCUUUACCUUUUAGUCCUACUGAACUACUCUGGCGAUACGGUCCCGCUAUGAAUUUUCCACCGACUCACCCGCCACCAAGUCCCUUUCUCGAUUUCAAGACGCACCUACCGGCAAGUUUGGCUUCAGAUCCACGGCUGUGGUCUCGCGAGGAUGUGACGACGUUUCUUCGAUGGGCCGAACGGGAAUUCGACCUACCCCAAUUUGAUAUGGACAUGUUUCAAAUGAAUGGCAAGGCGCUCUGCUUGUUGACAAAGGCGGAUUUGGGAGAAAGAUGCCCUGGCGCUGGUGACGUGUUGCACAAUGUGCUCUCGAUGCUGGCCAGAGACUUUAACCAGCUUCAAAGGUGUCUUCCCAGUAGUCCGGUCACCCCCACAAGACCCUCCGCGUACCCCCUCAGUCCUCAUUCGCAUCCACCAACCCCGACAUGGACGGAGAACCCAUACACCGCGAAUCUUGCAUCGUUAAUGUCCGCGAAUUCAGUCACGUUAUCCCCGGCACCCUCGGUCGACAGUCAAGCAGGAUCUCCAGGACAUACGGAAAGUACACAGAGCCAGAUUUACAAGAGCGAUUCGGACGAGGAUAAUCAACAAGGAACUACUGGAAGUCCUCCAGCCACGCCCACUGCUCUUGCAGCGCAAAGGUUAAGCGAAGUUUGCGUCAAGGAUCAACCGAGUCCUACGUUAACGCAACCGAUGAUGCCUCUGACGCCCGGUGCCUUCAGAACGAAUCCUGCCAACGCCGCGAGAGAAUUUUUCCCGAACGAUUCUCCGGAACCUAAUACAAAUGGUAGACUUUUAUGGGAUUUUCUUCAACAACUUUUAAAUGAUCCCUCACAACGAUAUACACAUUACAUCGCAUGGAAAAGUCGGGAAACGGGAGUAUUCAAAAUCGUUGAUCCUCCUGGACUUGCAAGGCUCUGGGGCAUUCAAAAGAAUCAUCUUUCAAUGAAUUACGAUAAAAUGAGCAGAGCUCUUCGAUAUUAUUAUCGAGUGAAUAUUUUGCGAAAAGUCCAAGGAGAACGACAUUGUUACCAAUUUCUGCGAAACCCAACAGAGUUGAAGAACAUAAAGAACAUAUCUCAGCUGCGUCAGCAAAUGCGGAUAAAAUCAGAGCCGGAAGAAGAAGGCGGAAGUGGCGUCGAGCCGGAAAUCGAUAUGCCAACAGACCUCUCGAUGUCUAGUAUGAGUCAGCCAUCCAGCGAGCAACAACAACAGCAACAACCUCUAUCUCUUCUCGAUCCACCUGUAAAAUAUAGAAGUCAUGCGUACAAUCUCGUAAAAACCAAUCAAGAAUCGGAAGAGCAAAAGUGACGUGAAACGUAGCACUAAUGUGACUGUCUAAUGUGUUUUAAAUGCUGACAAGAUUAACAUAUUUUAUGUUAUGCACAUACUCGUUAUUUGAUUCGAAAUAGUCAGUUUCGAAAUAAUGCAAAGAGAUUUACUUUUAACUAUAUGUCAAGUAUAUUGACAAAAUUGUUGACAGAAUGUUCGUUUUCGGAAUAAUACAUUUCUAGGAAUAUUUUUUGCCGUUUAAGAAUCACUAGGUCAUCAGCGCCACUGUUCAAAUAAUAAAGCUUGCGAGAAAGUUGUUAGGUUAUAAAUUAGUAACUAUCGUAUCAUCAACGUGUCUCCGGAACUAAUAUAUGAUAAAAGACUGACAAAUAAAAUAUUGUGCGAGUUAUGUAUCAAAAUAUACAAGCUAUGAGGAGAAUAAUUUUGAAAGCAACAUUGUGUAAUGUCGAUGGUAAGUUGACUUGCCUUGAAUCUAAUUAUUAGUACUACAUUAAUUAUUAAAACUAAUUAUUAGUACUACAUCAUAGUGCUUACCUGGUUCAUGAUUUAUUUGUCAACUUUAUUUCGAUAUUCGACCGCAACUUCGAAAACGUCCACCGAUUUUGAAUCGGCUCGAAGAUCGAGCAAUCAACAAGCGGUUCAUCGAUUUCCAUGCGUUUCAAAUAGAUAAUUGGCUGUUCAGAAUCUUAUUAAAGAGUGUCAGGAGCCAAUUGUGCUACAAUUGUGGAAGACGCUUCGAUGAAGCUGAACUUUCGCGGAUAUUCCGCCAUUUGUUUUCCAUCCUUCGUGUUAACACACGUACGCGAGUGUGAAACGUUUCUCGCUUCUACAACGAACUACUUUAGAAAUGCUUAUAGAGCGUUAUCGACGAACGUACAAAACGGUGUUCGGGAAACGAUCGAGAUAUUUUAUUCCAAAGUUAUUCUGUGAUGUAAACUUUAGCUUGAAAGUAAAUUUCUCGGAGUAACAUAUACUUAGUUGUAACUAGAGAUUGAAUUUAUUGAACAUUUUUUUAUUUGAACAAAAGAACUUAUUAUGAAAGAUUUUUAUGUAAGAUUAACAAUUAUAUGUAAUAUAUAGUUCUAUCCUUUAAAGAGGAUACAAUAUUAUGCGAUCCAUUUUGUAAAUACUUAAAAUCGAUGAAAUUUCAAAGUUGGUUUCCCGUUGCACCGACUCAGUUGUGCCAAUCUAAUCGUCGGUAAUACGUAUAUAUGCGCGUUUAGUUUAGCGUUCUGUAUACAAAGAAACAAAGGGAAAAAAUGUGUCUAUCGUUUUGAAAUAAUUAAAACGAUAUUGAGGAUCGUUUACAUCCCUAAACCUAGAUACGUGUAAAUAAGUUGACGAACUAUUAAAAAAAAAAAGAUGUAAUGAAACAAUUAAACAAAAAAAAAAAAAAAAAAGUGCGAGAGUUUUAAGGAAUUCGGGGCCAGAGUUAUAUAUAUACAUAUAUAUGAAUAUAAAUUUAUGUAUAAAUAAAUCUCUAUAUAUAUUAUAUAUAUAUAUUUUACUACCGAAGAGAAAUUUAUAUUCGAAAUUUCUACGUUCGUUGUCGAUGCGAUUGUGGCUCACAUUCCUCGCCAACGGAUCCUAGAUUUUAAAGAAAUAAAAAAAAAAAAUAAAAAUGAAAUGUCACUAGGGACCGAAGGCGCGUGUAUGAUUAGAAACUGGUCUUAAGAUCGUAUUUUUACUAAAGACUCACACACACGAGAUAGAAAGUAUGAAAAAAUUCUUAUCAUGAGUGAAUCAAUGUAUGUAUACAUGUGUAUGAAUAUGUGAGAAUGUUGUGUGUAAGAGUAAGAGAGAGAAAGACAAAUAGAAGUCUGCGAAAAUGAAAAGUGCAUUAGCAGCAAGAGAUUUAUAAAUGAAAAAAAAAAAAGUUGUAUUUGGCUAUUUGUAUACUGUGAUCUCCGUGAAGUUUUUAUCAUAAAAAUGCAUAAAAAACAAUCGUGUACAUAAUUUUCAUGAGAGAACAAUUUAUAUUAGUGAUAAAUAUAUUAAAAUACACAUACACAAAUUGUGUUCUUAAAACAACCCAAAUUUUGAUCAUAAGAUUUGGUAUUUCUCUGUACACACUUUAAUACAUUUAAUGGAUGAUUGUAUUUAAAAAUUAUUUAUUCGUAAGUAUUAGACUUGCGUAUCAAUCUAUAGAAAUUAUACACAUGUGUUACAUGAAAAAAUUGAUGUUUAAAAAAAAAAUAAGUCCUACAAAACAAAAAGUGAUGUUUCAAUUUUAAUUACCAUUUUGGUUUAUCAUAUAUCUAUAGAAAUUUACAUGUGUAUCAUGCAUGUAAUGUAGAAUUUUUAAAACCAUCACAUCGUCAAGAAUUUUCUUUCCUAGCAUUUACAAAUUUCCUUUCCGAUUUAUCAAAAAAAAAAAAAAAAGUUUAUAUUUCAUUUUUGUUUACAAAUCCUGUAUAAACUUGUACAAUUUUAGAAAAUUAACGAAUUGUUUAUUGUAUAAUUCAUUGCAAGUGAAUGAGCAAUAUGUAAAUAAAGAUUUAUUUACUUAUUAAGCUAA